Molecule: messenger RNA, 2424 nt
Organism: Maudiozyma barnettii
Lineage: Eukaryota; Fungi; Ascomycota; Saccharomycetes; Saccharomycetales; Saccharomycetaceae
Gene: TOK1
Product: Tok1p
Exons: 1
Coding region: 1-2424 (807 amino acids)
Biological process (GO): potassium ion transmembrane transport; stabilization of membrane potential
Cellular component (GO): membrane
Molecular function (GO): potassium ion leak channel activity
Source: RefSeq, a predicted model, not a curated record
AUGGCAGGGUCGAUCAGUACAGAAACCUCGGUGGAUUCUGCUCUACAUCAAGCACUUAAAUUCCAUAAUGAACGUGUAUCUAUCAUUAAUGAGGAUCCGUCAUCCAGAACGUUUCUAUUUUGGUUUAUUGUAUCGUGUUAUUUCCCUGUAAUUACGGCUUGUUUGGGACCAAUUGCAAACACUAUAUCGAUUGCCUGUGUUGUUGAACGAUGGCGUAGUAAUGCUAUAAAAUAUGUCGAUCAUGGAGUAAAUGGGGUUCAAGCAAUUCCGGUAAAGAUAGCUGAUCCAAAAGGUAUAUUUGCAAUAAACAUUUUAUCCCUGGUUUUUGGAUUUAUUUCAAAUACUGUUUUGAUUAUGCAUUUUACAAGAAAAUUAAGUUAUUUAAAAUCUCAAGCAAUUAAUAUUACAGGCUGGUCAUGUGCAGGCUGGUUACUAUUAGCAGAUGUCGUCGUCUGUUCUAAAUAUGAUAUGCCUCAUGGAUUUCAUAGAACUAUUGGGUUUUGGUUUGCUUGUUUCACUUCAGGUCUAUAUUUAGUAUGCGCAGGGACAUUAUGUGUGCAUUUUAUCGGAUUCAGAUUAGGUAAAUACCCUGCAACUUUUAAUUUAUUUACUAAUGAAAGAAGUAUCAUCUUAUUUACAGUACUAUUAUCCCUAUGGCUAAUUUGGGGAUCGGCAAUGUUUUCAGGUCUAUUAGGAGUGUCAUAUGGUAAUGCUCUUUAUUUUUGUACAGUAUCUUUAUUGACGGUAGGGUUUGGUGAUAUCUUACCCCCGAGUGUGGCAGCAAAAAUUAUGGCUUUAAUAUUUUCUGUGAGUGGUGUUCUAUUAUUAGGUUUAAUUGUCUUUAUGACAAGAUCAAUUAUUCAAAAAUCAUCGGGUCCAAUUUUUUAUUUUCAUAGGUUAGAGACCAUUAGAUCAAACACAUGGAAAAAAAUUGAUAAUGGGAAAUUAACUUUAACUAAUAAAGAAUCCUUUGAACUGAUGUCCAAGUAUAAACGUUCUUCAAAGCUUAAAGAACAUUUAUUCUCUUUAAUGGUCACUACAAUUGUCUUCCUAAUGUUUUGGUUGCUUGGUGCUAUGGUAUUCCAUUAUGCGGAAGGUUGGUCAUAUUUCAAUUGUAUAUAUUUUUGUUUCUUAUGUUUAUUGACUAUUGGGUACGGUAGUGAUUUUGCACCAUCUACAGGUGCAGGGAGAGCAUUCUUUGUAGUUUGGGCAAUUGGCGCAGUUCCAUUGAUGGGUGCAAUCUUAUCUACUUUGGGUGAUGUUCUAUAUGAUACAGCAAAUAAACUAGACAGUAAUUUUGCCAAAAGGUUCGGAUUCGCUAUAAAAUAUAUGAUUGUUAACACUGCUGAGAGGACUGUUCGGGCUGAGAGAAAUCAUGUGAAACAUCAUAGCCAUCAUCGUCACCAUCACCAUCAUCUGAAAACGCGUAAACUAUUUGUUACACCUAAUGCUAUUGUGGAUUCUGUAGAUGAUGCACAGGAUGUGGAUGGUACACCAGAAUUAAUAACCGACUUAGCAUAUAAUACAGAUAAUGAUACCGAUCCCCCUGAAGACGAUAAUGAUACAGUUUGUAGCACUACAGGUGUUGCAACGACGAUAUCACACCCUCAGGAACAGAAUAUACAUGAUAAGGGAGAUCAACAAAGUGAUGAAAUCGACGAAAGUUUAAAAUUUAACGGAUCAGAGUUGAUGGCCAAUAAUACUAGUAAUGAAACGGAUCUUGAGGCUCAACUGGAUGCUAAUUCACGUCGUAAUAGUAUGAAGACCAAAAGUUCGCAUGGUAAUGAUAGUCGGGUGUCCGAUGAUUCCAUUGACCCCUUGGAAGUGGUCAAUUUAUUGACCGAUAAAGAUAUUACACAGACUAGAGAUGCUUUGUUUUAUAAAUUGGAAGAUUUACAAAGACAAUUACUUGAUUUAAGAAAAUUACAUCAAUUAUCUAUUACAAAUCCAAAUUAUUCAUUAAGUUUUCAACAAUGGACAAACUUAAGAAUUCUUAAUCAACAUUCGCUCAAUGAACAAAAUCAUAGUACCGAAUUAGAGGAGUCAAAUUUCUGGUUAUCGGCAAACACGCCUUUAAGGUUCCCAUUGAAUGAACCCCAUUAUGCAUUUAAUAGAUUGUUUAGACACAUUGACUUACAGAUGGAUCGUUUGUUACAUGAUUCAAGAGGUAUCAUUGCAAAUAGAGACCAUUUCACGCAAUCUUAUUUUGGAUUACAAGAUGAGCCCUUUCUCAAAACAGUAACGAGACGUAGAGCUUUCACCAACCAAUCACUACCUACACAUUGGAAUGAGUCCACAACUAGAACUGUACAUCCAGACAGGACUUUUCUGAGACGUUCAUUGUCAGGAAAAGGGGACGAUGAAUCAUUGGCAACCUCAAAUUCCAGCGAUUCUGAGGAUUUCUCACCAGAGUCAUUUCCUUAA